UCCUUUUUUCUCCCACCCAGAAGCCAUGUCCCCACCUUACCAAUCUUCAUCUCCUCCCUGAAGCGUUUCCACCUCACUCCAAGCAGUCUACAAACCGGUUGAACAGGUCGAAAGAAGAAGAUGACAAAAAAUAAUAAUACAGAGGUGGAUCCUCCCCCCACCGUUAUUUCACAACUGGUGCCUUUUCUGCAGACACUCAUACCUCAUCUAUGCACGUUUGAUCUCCGUAAGAAGUCAAAGAGGAGAACAAUUCAUCAAGAUUUGGGCAAUAUACCUCCCACCAUCGAAGCUUCAAAUUAAUUGGAUUUUAUAUCAGUUCCAUGUUGACCUUGAGAAUACGUACACCGGUUUGUACAGAAAGUUUGGACCAAGCAUCUUUGAACCUGCUAAAAUAUAUGGAAUUGGAUUUCGCCUGGUAACUUUUCUUUGCAUUUUAUUUAUGACUGAGAAGCAUGGUUAUUCAAAAUGUCCAGUCAAGAUACACAGACGGGAUUUAAGUUCUGAAACUGUUAUCUAGAAGACUACCUGGGAAAUAUUCAUACAAAAAUAAUUUCGAGACUUUUCUAUAAUUUGAUUUUAUACUUUCAAUCACAAGCAAAUUCACAGUAUUGGAUUAUAUUAAUACAUCUUUACAAUUUUUAUAAAGAUAACCUGGCCACUUUUUAUGCAUAGAUUUUGGAGGAUAAUGGAAUAGACGGAUUGCGUUGGGACAAAUGUGAAAACAAUUUAAACUAGAAAUUUCCGUGUAUAGAUUUGAAAACAUUUGGAUUAUCUGACUCGAAAACAGGUAUCAGGUGUGAAAAUUUCAAGCCUCUAUCUACUAGCAAGGUACAGUAAAGACGCUACAACUGUCAGCGAGUCAGAUUACCAGAUACAUCCGGAGAGCUCCAGGUGGACAAAAUGCCCAGGGCAUUUCUGGUGAAGAAGUCCAGCCUGAAAUUAGGAAAGCGAAACUGGGGAGAAGUGCCUGAUGAGGACAGAGGAGAACUGUAUAUUCCAGUGACCUUUCAGUAUGUUGCCCGAAAGGAAGUUGAACCAAAGUAUGAAAAUGAGGUGGCUCUGGAUUUGUCUGUUCAUCACAUUCGCUGCCUGGCAGAACCUUCCCCUUAUCGAGAGACAGAGAGGAACAUCAUUCAAUUACCUGAAACACAAGACCAAAGGCUUUCAACGCAGGAGGAGGAGCAGAGGAUGCUGUUCUGCUGUACUCUCUGUGACAAAAGCUUUUCCUACCAGCGGAUGUUGAAUCGUCAUAUGAAGUGUCAUAGUGAAGUGAAGAGGCAUAGAUGUGAACAUUGUGGGAAAGGUUUCAAUGAUACAUUUGACCUCAAAAGACAUGUCCGUACCCAUACAGGUGUUCGGCCAUACAAAUGCCACUUGUGCGACAAAGCUUUCACUCAGCGAUGCUCACUGGAGUCACACUUGAAAAAAAUACAUGGCGUGCAACAGAAUUAUGCCUAUAAGGAACGUAGGAACAAACUCUAUGUUUGUGAGGACUGUGGAUAUACAGCAGACAGCCAGGAAUCGCACCUCCAUCAUAUCCAAAAUGAGCAUCCCAACAGUACCCUAAUCCAGCGUACCUCCAAAAAAAUGUCUGGCACACUACAGGACGAUGUUAGCCCCUUGCUACACAGUAGUCAUUUUAUUUGAAAGCAGCAAUUUUGCUCUGCAUAGACAUAACCGAGCUUUGGUAUCAUUUCAAUUAAACUGGUAGGUCAUGGACAUUAUAAUAACCAAAAACUUUACAAGAGCGAAAAUUACAUGUCUAUGGUAGAUUACCAGUUGCCUAUCCUGUCUGAAUAAGAAAAGAAGCAACCAAUUCUCUUUUAAUGACAUGAGAUUAGACAAGAAAGCCCUGAAGUUAUUAAAAAAAAGCAUAACUAUGUUACAGGGAAAGUGUAUUACUAUUGAGCACUUAUUUUUUUAUUAUCACUGCAGUAUUUACCCUAAAGUCACUUUGAUGGGACUUUCACAUUAAAUGCUUGUUUUUGCAUCUGUUUUUUUUUUUAAUCAAAUUAAAGCUUAUUUAAACCCAAAAACUCAGAGCCCCACACACACACAUUUUCAUUUGAUAAUCCUACAAAUAAAAUAAAUAAAUUGCUCUUAGUGUAAAAAGUAUGUGUAGAGUUGCACUGACCACUCAUCUGAAUACAUAAUAACAAAACAAAUGAAAUACAUUUGUGUGGGGGGGCCUGCCUGUCCUCAUAUUCCAUAAAUGAGAACUCCUGCAAGUAUCAUAGAUGAGCGUGAAUUAAACACCUAAACAGCCAUAACUUCAUGACCACUGACUAAGAUACUACUCUGUAGUAUAAAGUGAGGGUAUACUAAUGCGCAAACCAAAUGAGUAAGGUUCAAUGAGUGGCUGCCAACAUGAAUAAGUGUUCCUACAUUGUGACAUUAUAUAGGUAAGUAAAUGAUGGGGCGCUUACUCAAUAUAUAGUGAAUCAACUUCCAAAGUGCUAAUGCAAUAAUAUGCAAUCCAAUGUUAAGUGUAAAUAAUAUUCAAUAGAUGAUGUAAAUCCAAAAAGAAACAAAAAAUAAAAAAAUCACAAAAACGUUCAUAAAGUGCUUGUGCAGGAAAAAAGUUAGUAAAGCAAUGUAAUUUCGUCAUCCUUAGUACAAAA
Rana temporaria (common frog) is the source of this 2621-nucleotide messenger RNA. It is a transcript of the gene OVOL1, whose product is annotated as ovo like transcriptional repressor 1. Bases 901 to 1647 code for a protein of 248 amino acids. The record is from RefSeq and is a predicted model, not a curated record. Gene Ontology annotation, cellular component: nucleus. Gene Ontology annotation, biological process: regulation of transcription by RNA polymerase II; epidermal cell differentiation. Gene Ontology annotation, molecular function: DNA-binding transcription factor activity, RNA polymerase II-specific; RNA polymerase II cis-regulatory region sequence-specific DNA binding. NCBI's taxonomy places the organism in Eukaryota, Metazoa, Chordata, Amphibia, Anura, Ranidae. The transcript has 4 exons.